Molecule: messenger RNA, 482 nt
Organism: Sander lucioperca (pikeperch)
Lineage: Eukaryota; Metazoa; Chordata; Actinopteri; Perciformes; Percidae
Product: protein PET100 homolog, mitochondrial
Exons: 4
Coding region: 129-365 (78 amino acids)
Biological process (GO): mitochondrial respiratory chain complex IV assembly
Cellular component (GO): mitochondrial inner membrane; mitochondrion
Source: RefSeq, a predicted model, not a curated record
UGGCAACCCAAACGCAUGCGUCGUGGCUUUCAAGUGAUUGGACCGUCCAUAAACCCGGAAGUAGCGUGAAGGUCUUUGGCGAUGGUCGGAGUUUGUUUCACUGUUGUGGGCCCGGUAUCAAUGUGAAAAUGGGUGUUAAAAUAGAGGUGUUUAGAAUGAUGCUAUAUCUGUCUUUUCCCGUGACCAUGUUCUGGAUCUCAAACCAGGCUGAGUAUUUUGAAGAGUACAUAGUGAAGAGAAAGAGGGAGAUCUUCCCCCCUGACGAGGGACUGCAUAGGAAAGAGUUGGAGGACUUCAAAGAGCGAAUGCGUGUACGUAAGGAGCAGCGAAUAUUAAAAGAGAUUUCUAUGGAGUCUGAGAAUUGAUGUGUUGAAAAAAUGCAUAAAUUCCCAGCACCACCGAUGGAGGAUAAUCUGGUGUUUUUUGGGCAAAAUAAACUGGUCGGACUGGAGUAAGAGGGUGACGCGUUGGAAAGAAGUUAC